This is a messenger RNA of Podarcis muralis (Common wall lizard), 2004 nucleotides long. RefSeq names its product programmed cell death 5 (gene PDCD5). The record is from RefSeq and is a predicted model, not a curated record. Gene Ontology annotation, cellular component: cytosol; nucleus. Gene Ontology annotation, molecular function: DNA binding. NCBI's taxonomy places the organism in Eukaryota, Metazoa, Chordata, Lepidosauria, Squamata, Lacertidae.
UUGAAGAGAGAAGCGGCCCCGCCCACGUCGCGCGUCACCGACGUCUCGUCGUCUCUAGCCAUGGCGGACGAGGAGCUGGAGGCGCUGCGCAAGCAGAGGAUGGCCGAGCUGCAAGCCAAGCACGGGGAUCCUUCCAGUGACAUCGCACAGCAAGAAGCAAAACAGAGGGAAUCAGAAAUGAGGAAUAACAUUUUGGCUCAGCUUUUGGAUCAGGCAGCUCGUGCCAGAUUAAGUAAUUUAGCGCUUGUGAAACCAGAAAAGGCAAAAGCGGUGGAGAAUUACCUCAUACAGAUGGGCAGGUUUGGACAGUUAGGUGGGAAGGUAACUGAACAAGGGUUGAUAGAAAUACUUGAAAAAGUGAGUCAGCAAACUGACAAGAAAACAACAGUAAAGUUCAACAGAAGGAAAGUUUUGGAUUCUGAUGAGGAAGAUUAAUUGGUGAAAGGCAAAUCAUCUGGCGUAUGUCAAGGAAAGUGUGCUGUGCCUGGCAGAAGCAUAGAUGAAAAGUUUACACUUUUUCCCCCUGUACACAUUUUUUUUAUAUAAAGGAUGAUCUUGUGUUCUGUAUAAUAAAAUUAAGUGAAAUGGUUUUCUUAGACCGUUUUUAUAGCAGAGGCCUGAGAAGUUGUGGUUUACUCCCUGUCACUUGGACUUCAUUUUUCCUUUGGACACAGCUAUGCCACUGGCACCUGUGGGCAGCAUGCUCGUCGUACUUCAGUGGCAACAGGAUGCAUCGUAACCCAGCAGGGAAUGAGGAAAGCCGCGUUGCAAGCAGCCUGCUGGUUUUGUCAAAGUUAGUAGAGUUGCAUGUGCAGGCUAAAUAGUUCACAGGAUACAAGAUUUUGAUUUGAAUAUGUAAGAUUCAAUGUUUAUACAGAGGCUGCUGUAUAAACAUGACAUUCAUGAUCCUUUAACCACGGUUGAAGGAUUUGGAACAGCCAUGGAAUUUCCCCAUCCAUGUGCAAGCUCCCCCUCCCCUUUCUCCUGAGGAUGGUAACUAGAAUUUGCUGUUAGGGUUUUUAAAGCUGUUUCAGCAUCCUAAUGGACAACAAAUCCCGGUUAGCAUGGUUUUGAAGCAUUGCUCUUCAGUUGGCAUGUUGGGGCCUGAUCUAAAGUAGAUUGCAACAGGAGUACCACCGCUGUACAGAUAGGUUAGAAAAUUAAGAAACUGGUCCCCAAAUGCAUGUGUUGGUCCCCAAAUGUUGAAAACUACUGGUUUAAAUGUUAAAGGAUCAUGAUGUAAUGUGUGAGUUACAUGUCAUGUCCGCUUGGGUACUGGAACACUUGCAGUUUCACUGAACCAAAGCCAGAGGGGUUGGUUGUUGAUCAGAAUAUGGUUCCUUGAUACAGUAUCUUGCUGGAUGAUCUGUUGCAUUGAAAAUUAGAUAAAUCUUGGUUGGCACGCUAUGAAGCUUGAAAUAACAUGUGCUUGGGAAAUAUUUCUCUCAAGAGAUGUCUUUCCCCACCCCCUGCCAUACAUUUGCUAAUAGCAUGAGUGAUUGAGAGUGAUGCAACCAAAGUCAGGAUCUUUAAAGCCCUUUUCAUUUCAACAGAAGACUUAAGCACGUGCUUAAAUCUUUCGUAUUAAAAAUAUUUAAAGGUUUAACAGCAGCUGGAUUCUCUCUUAAAUAUCGUUGCAACACAGAACUGUGUAGACCAGGUGGUGAACCUUUGGCUCACCAGAUGUCGCCAGACUGCAGUUCCUGUCAUCUCGCAGGCUAAAGGUUGGUAGCAGACAAAACAUAUUUGUUCUCAUCCAAACUGCCUCCUUUUCUCAGGCAGUUAUUGAAACAGCUGCCCAAUUCCCCUGGCCAUCAUGGUGCCAUUGUGACUUCAGGUUGUGCCUUUUUGUUGAAUGCAGAAUGAAAUGGUUUUUGUAUGUCUACUGUACCAACAUCCCAUGUAAGGCAGACUGUAAAAGGAGGAGGGGUUUGACCCUCUUCUUCACUGUGGAACAUAUAUAAUAAGAGCUUUGAAACAUAUUAAAAUCUUUCCAUAAAGAAA